Messenger RNA from Lolium rigidum, 1198 nucleotides. Its product is annotated as transcription factor MYB61-like. Gene Ontology annotation, biological process: regulation of stomatal movement. The coding region runs from base 80 to 1018 and encodes 312 amino acids. NCBI's taxonomy places the organism in Eukaryota, Viridiplantae, Streptophyta, Magnoliopsida, Poales, Poaceae. The record is from RefSeq and is a predicted model, not a curated record. The transcript is spliced from 3 exons.
UGGUAGGUGCACCUCGGUGUUCUGGAUCACCCCUCAAGAACAUCGUUCUUGCGCCUCAGCAGUUCAAGCCGGCGACCUCAUGUCGAAGCGGUCAAGCGGCACAAGGAAGAGGAUACGGAGAGGCCUGUGGUCUCCCGAGGAGGAUGUGAAGCUGAUGAACCACGUUUCCAAGUAUGGCCAUGGCUGCUGGAGUUAUGUCCCCAAGCUAGCAGGGAUCGAGAGGGGUGGAAAGAGCUGCAGGCUGAGGUGGUUAAACUAUCUCAGGCCUGGCCUCAAGAGAGGUGCAUUCUCCGUGGAAGAGGAAGACCUCAUUGUCCGUCUCCAUUCCAUCCUGGGCAACAGGUGGUCUCAGAUCGCGGCGCGGCUACCGGGUCGGACGGACAACGAAGUCAAGAACUUCUGGCACUCCUUCAUCAAGAAGAAGCUCCACCUGCGUGGCAUCGACCCGGUUACCCACAAGCCGGUCGCCGAGGGCAGCAGCACCUGCGCCGCCGUCGCCAAAACCACAGCCACAAGAACCACGGCUGCGUCCGGUGAAUCUGCGCUCAUCCUGUCAUCAGCGGGACAGUAUGAUGUAGCUCAUGUUCCUCCUCAAUCCAAGGCAAAAAGCUACAUGUACAUCCGGAGCAGCACCAGCGCGGACGGGGGAACGAGCACGAGCGCCCAUGCUUCGGUCGACGUACGCCGUUGCUGCAGCGAUGCAUCCAUGGCGCCGACGGGGCACUGCUUGGAGUUGGACACGGACGCUCUGCACUCCGUCUCCUCUGAUAUUGUGCACCCGGUGGUGCCGAGCUCCUCCUGCACGGUGUGCUCCAUAGCUGGCCCAGGCUCUGCAGGCACCGCCGCCGCCAGUGCCACCGUCGAGCAGUACAACGACGACCACGAGCUGUGGCUGGAGCCGGAGUGGACAGGCACGUGUAUGGACGCCAGCAUCGACCACUAUGGCACGGGCACGACGCUCGACGAUCUCAAGUGGUCUGACUGCAUAUUCGACGCCCGCUACCAGCUGCACAGCUAGGGCAUCAUCCAUCGCGAGCGCGGUUAACUGGGUCAGGAACUGCUUCAACUGGCACGAGCAAUUCAUUACCGCAUGCUAUACACACGGGUGCAUACGUAAGAUAGUCUUGUUUUGGUGAUUUGAUUUGUAACAAAAAUUCAUAUCUCUUGUCUGAUCCAUUGUUUGAUGGUAUGCCAUUUC